Messenger RNA from Equus quagga, 1369 nucleotides. RefSeq names its product T cell receptor alpha chain MC.7.G5-like. The transcript is spliced from 8 exons. The record is from RefSeq and is a predicted model, not a curated record. Bases 1 to 813 code for a protein of 270 amino acids. NCBI's taxonomy places the organism in Eukaryota, Metazoa, Chordata, Mammalia, Perissodactyla, Equidae. Gene Ontology annotation, biological process: response to bacterium.
AUGGUUUGCCCUGGUUUGCUGUGGGCGUUCGUGGUCUCCACCUGUCUCGGAUCCAGCAUGGCCCAGACGGUCACUCAGCCUCAACCAGAAAUAUCUGUGCACGAGGCAGAGACUGUGACCCUGAACUGCAUGUAUGACACUAGUGACAGUGAUUAUUAUUUAUUCUGGUACAAACAGCCUCCCAACGGGGAGAUGAUUCUCAUUAUUCGCCAAGAAGCUUAUAAGCAACAGAACGCAACAAAUAAUCGCUUCUCUGUGAACUUCCGGAAAGCAGACAAAUCCUUCGGUCUCAGGAUCUCAGACUCCCAGCUGGAGGAUGCUGCGAUGUACUUCUGUGCUUUCAUGAGGGCACAGAGCAACUAUUUGUUGAUCUGGGGCUCUGGGACCAAGCUAAUCGUAAAGCCAGAUAUCACGGACCCGAAGCCCUCCGUAUACCAGCUGAGAAACCCUAAAUCCAGCGAUACUUCCAUCUGCCUAUUCACCGAUUUUAAUUCUGAAGAUAAAGGGAAUUUCAGAAAAGAAGGAGUGUUCUUCUUCAACAGUACUACGCUGGACAUGGAGGUCAUGAAUUUCAAGAGCAAUGGGAUGCUGGCCUGGAGCAAGACAUCUGACUUUACAUGCAAUGACACCUUCAACGAGAUAAAGUUCUACUCCAGCUCAAGCUAUUCCUGUGAUGCCCAGUUGACAGAGAAAGGCUUUGAAACAGAUAUGGAUCUCAACCUCCAAAACCUGUCACUGAUUGGGUUCCGCAUCCUCCUCCUGAAAGUGGUCGGCUUUAACCUGUUCAUGACACUGCGGCUGUGGUCCAGCUGAGGUCGCCAAGAAUGUGAGAGCCCAGUGCUCCCUCACUCCUUGCUCCUCGCCACCCCUCCUUUCCCUCUUUAAGCAAAGAGGCGCACCCUCUGCCCCCAAGGGGGAAAAGGCUCCCUCCGCCUCUCUGGCCCCACUGGCAAUGCCACCAACUGGAUCCUACAGGAUAUCUGUGAUCAAGAUGCUGAAGAGCUGCCAAACACUGCUGCCACCCCCUCUGUUCCCUCACUGCUGCUUGUCACUGCCUGACAUUCCCAGCAAAGGUUGGGGCUGCUGCAGCCUCUCCUGGCUGUGGAGGAACUCCUGCCCCUCCCCAGAGACCGCCUCUGUUCCCACUGGAUGAUGGAUCCCCCAUGGUUUCUCUUGAGCUCUAGCUCCAGGAGAAUGUUGUGAGAAGUUUAUAUUUUUUUCAAUAGUGUUCAUAAAGAAAUACAUAUCACCCUUUUUCCCAAGAUGUGGGGAAAAUUAUCUCAUUAUCUAGGCCCUGCUAUGCUGUGUAUGUGAACCACAUUGUAUAUUCUGCUGCCCAUGGCUUCAUUAAAAGCGAUUUGGAAGAGCA